AGGAAUGAAAACCUGUUGCAGUUGAGCCCAUCAACAUCAGAAGUUGAGACUUAAACCACACCUGAACUUUGAGUGAGAUCCUUUUCCUAGUGUUGUCAAUCUGAGAAGCCAGCCUCUAUGGGAAAGCUUAAGCAGAGUAUACUCAUCCAUGAAAUUUGGAUUUUGCUGCAUUCAAACAGAGAAUAUCAACAGUAUUCCACUAUUAGAUGAUUGACUAAAGAAUGGAAGGAAACAGAAGACAGAAGCCUUUAUCUUAAUCUUUCUUUGCUUAAAGAAUCCACCAGGGACGAUGAUUUUCAAGAGGCUGGAGCUUCAAAGGAUGCAAGUGCUUCAAAGGGACGUGUCCAAAGACUACUGGUGUACGGUCCGAUAAAGUUAAGAACGGGUAAUAAGAAAACAAAGCAUGAGGCUUUUUUGUUCAAGGACGUACUGAAAAUCUCGAACAUUCGGUACAGCAAAAAUAUGUACUACAAAUAUGUAAUCCCUGUCAAUGAAAUAUGGAUUUCCAAAUGCAUUGUUGAGGAAGGUGAUACCAGUGCCUCCAGGUGCCUGAAUAUUGGCUGGCCCAUGGCAAAUUAUAGGGCCAAGUUCUUCUCCAGGACCUUUAUGAAAAAAUGGGAACGAUUGCUGGACAGGUGUAUAACUGAGUCGAAAGAGAAAGAUCAAAAGCAGACCACACUUCUGCAGAUAGAAGUAGAUCCCGUUAGCAACAUUCCUUAUUCUGGAAUUAUAACAGUUACCAAUUUAGACACAGUGAGUGACGUUAUCCAUAUGGCACUACCAGUGCUAGGAUUAAGUGGCUCAGAAAUGGACUACCAAUUGUGGGUCUAUUCAAACCAGAGAAAGACCUCUUACCCGCUCAUCGGGCAUGAGUGUCCAUAUGCUAUCCAAGCAAGCUACCAUCGAGCUGCCUUUCAUAAUCAGGAACCGGGGAAGUCCACCUCCGCCCUGAGCAUGGAGGAUCCCGUUCUGGAGAUCUUGUCUGAUGGAGGGAUCCAGUUCGUGUUGAAGCCCAGGCACACGGCUAAAAGGCAGCGCCGGUGCGGCUUUCCCACAAACUGUCUGUCUUGCUGGGGCAUUACCAGAAGCCAUAAUGACCUGCCCCAGGACUCCCCUCCUGCUAUUUCGGUGCCAACACUCCUGAGAGUGUCUGGUGUUGAGGACCUGACCCUCACACUCUGGGAAGUGAUUCGUAUUAUCAAGCAGAAAGGGCCAAAGACAGAGAAUAUUUUUCAAAAAGUUGGUGACAUAAAGUCAUUUAUAGCCCUAAAGGAAAGAUUUAACACAGGAGAUAGAGGCGACUGGGGCAAUGAAUCGCCACUUGUGUUAGCAACACUGUUAAAGGAGUGUCUUCGAGCCUUUCCUGGCACUCUCUUUUCAACCGACCUCUAUGAUCAGUGGCUGGAUGUUCUUGAUAAAGGGAAUGACGAGGAGGCCAGAGACAUCCAGAGGCUUUUAGCCCAUCUGCCCAGAACUAACACAGCUCUCAUAAGACACUUGUUUUCAUCAUUAUAUGCAAUCUCAUGUAAUGCAUCAUACAAUCAGAUGACUACAUCAAAGUUAGCUUUGUGCAUCACCCCGAGCCUUCUGUGUGUCUGGCGAUCUACUUCAAGAAGCCCAGCCCUCGAAGAUGAAAUAAGGAGAAAGAUUUCUUUGGUGGAGUUUAUGAUUGCAAAUUACCCCAGAAUAUUUAGAAAACACAAGAAGUCUAAAAAGAGCUGUAUGAAUUCCAAAAGAAACUUUGGAGAGAGUACCCGGCAAGUCAUCGACACUUCAGGACAGAGUGCUGCUGCCCUAGACACCGAGCCCGGCACCCGGGAACCUCUGCCCGACGUGCCGACCUCACGCAUGACCAAGAGAACCGAGCCUGACCAUGACACCGAGCCCGGCACCCGGGAACCUCUGCCCGACGUGCCGACCUCACGCAUGACCAAGAGAACCGAGCCUGACCAUGACACCGAGCCCGGCACCCGGGAACCUCUGCCCGACGUGCCGACCUCACGCAUGACCAAGAGAACCGAGCCUGACCAUGACACCGAGCCCGGCACCCGGGAACCUCUGCCCGACGUGCCGACCUCACGCAUGACCAAGAGAACCGAGCCUGACCAUGACACCGAGCCCGGCACCCGGGAACCUCUGCCCGACGUGCCGACCUCACGCAUGACCAAGAGAACCGAGCCUGACCAUGGUGAUUUAAUGCUACCCUGGAGUACGAAUCAGUGUAAGGUGCUUUGAUGCUACCGCUGCUGUUGACACAAUACCAGAAAUGGAACCAUCUCAUCAUAUCUGGUGCUUUGGAACAACAGUAAUCGACCAUAUAAAGCAAGCUGCAAAACUCACAUCUAGUAGGGGGCCGCCCAACUCUCCAAAAUGAAUCAUUUUAUUUCAUUUAGUGGUAGCAUAUUCACAGCUGGACAUCACUAAUUUCCCUACACUCCACCAUGAAGCUAAGAGUGUUUUUAGAAAAAAAAUUGACAGAUUUUUCUUUCUGUCCAGAAAUAAACAAAUUGGCUUGCAACUGA
Messenger RNA from Oryctolagus cuniculus (rabbit), 2522 nucleotides. The record is from RefSeq and is a predicted model, not a curated record. NCBI's taxonomy places the organism in Eukaryota, Metazoa, Chordata, Mammalia, Lagomorpha, Leporidae.